GUGUUGUUGUGCACUUUGCUCUAGUCAAACCCUCCUUAUGUAGCCUACCGUCCUUCCUGGGAUCACUUCUGGACACAACCAGACUGGAACAUGUCUCGGGCCGCGGAAAGACUCCGACUGCUGAUCAAUCACCUCGAUCGAUCAUCGGAUGCGAUCGCAGGUGCACCAACUUCUGCUCAAACCGUCACCUACAGUCAACCACAGAGACUAAGAUAUACUGUUGAUAAUGACCUGCUGACCCCAGAGCAGCGACUGGCCUAUGAGAAAAAUGGCUUCAUCCUUAUCAGGAAUCUGGUGUCUGAAGAGGACAUCGAGAGGUUCAAGAAGGAGUUUGAACGAAUCUCCCGACAGGAAGUUAAAGUUCCAGGUCUGCUGGUAAUGAGGGAUGUGGCGAUUGUUAAGUCAGAAUUUGUUCCAGAUCAGAAAGCAGUCUCCAAGCUCCAGGACUUCCAGGAGGAUCCUGAACUGUUCCGGUACUGUGCCUUACCAGAGAUUCUGAAGUAUGUGGGGUGCUUCACUGGACCCAACAUUAUGGCCAUGCACACAAUGCUGAUCAACAAGCCUCCAGAUGCAGGUAAGAAGACGUCUCGUCACCCCAUGCAUCAGGACCUGCAUUACUUCCCGUUCCGCCCGGCUGACAGGAUCGUCUGCGCUUGGACAGCGAUGGAGAGAGUAAACAGGCAGAACGGCUGCCUGGUCGUCCUGCCUGGAACCCACACCGGCACCCUGCAGGAGCACGACUACCCUGAGUGGGAGGGUGGUGUAAACAAGAUGUACCAUGGAGUGCGUGGGUAUGACCCACAGCAUCUGAGGGUUCACCUGGAGAUGGAGAAAGGUGACACCGUCUUCUUCCAUCCGCUGUUGAUCCACGGCUCUGGCAUGAACCAGACACAGGGCUUCCGUAAGGCCAUCUCCUGCCACUAUGCCAGCGCUGACUGCUACUACAUUGAUGUGAAGGGAACGACACAAGAGAACAUUGAGAAAGAGGUGCAAGAGAUCGCAGCCAAGAAGUAUAACAUGGGUGAAAUUAGCUUUGAGGAUACCUGGGCUUUCAGAGGCCGCCUGGUGCAAGGAGAGAGAACGUCACUGUGAAGAGACAACAGGUCUAAGACUAAAAGGAGCCAGCUACAUCAGAAGGACAAGUCCCUCAGUGGAAAAUGGAUUAAUAUGGUGAUAAACAGGGAACAGCAGAGAAAGCAGUCAUGUUAAAGACAAAAAGGGCUUGUUUGAUUGUCCUUUCAUACAAUAAGUAAUCUUUUAGUAAUUUAUAGUCAAUUACUGUACAUUUUAGAUAAAGUUGCCAGACUCACUGUAACAUAUCUAAAAUGUAGUUUAGAGCAUGUUGUCUAUAAAUCAGGAAAUAACGGUUAUUAGAAAAUGUCAGUGACUUUAGUAGAAGGCAGCAGACAUUAGGAGAGUAAAGUACCUUACAUUCAGUAUUCCUCCAUACUAGCACUUACAGUAAAUAUGAUGGAAUAUCAGGGAUUUAUCCUGAAAUGUCUAGCAAUCUGAGAAAUGAAAAAGACCAGGAAAAGGGUGAAGAUUUCUAGGGAUGCACCGAUACCAGUAGAGGGUGUAACUGCCGAUACCAAGCAUUAGUACUUGCAGAGGCUGUACUCUAACAUUUUACAGCAUGAUUGUACCCUCUUAUUAUUUGAGUGGGGAGGCAAGUUGAAGCAAUGUCUGCAUUACAGUAUUUUGACAAAAUAAUCAAGGUAGAGCAUACUGUAAAUUAGGCACUGUAAUGGUAUUAUUAAGGAUUUAUAUUAGUACUCUAUUAUUGGUGAGUACACAAAGUGAGUUCUUGUUCUUGGUCUGGAAAGACGUGGUGAAUCAGUGCAUCCCUGUUAAUUCCAAAAGUAGAGAAGCAUACAUGUAAUGAAAUUUUGAUUGAGAAAAGUAAGAGUUUGUGUUUGUGAGAGGUGCAGAGCAUGUGAGAGAGAAUAAUGAAAGCAAUACACGUGAAUGAUCUAGUGAACAAUCAGAUUUGAUUGUAUCUCUUGUUAAUUGACACUAACAGAGGCCUUAACCCACUACUGCCUUAUAAUUUUAUCAGCGUGUUAAUUUCUGUUGGUGUUUUGAUGAGGAAUGAAUGGAUGUUUGUUAUUCUCUAGAAUACCACUGUGAUGAAUGCAAUGUUUAUCUAACACUGAUAAAAAUAAUAAAAAGUAAUAUGCCAUGA
Cheilinus undulatus (humphead wrasse) is the source of this 2182-nucleotide messenger RNA. It is a transcript of the gene phyh, whose product is annotated as phytanoyl-CoA 2-hydroxylase. The transcript has 9 exons. The record is from RefSeq and is a predicted model, not a curated record. Lineage: Eukaryota; Metazoa; Chordata; Actinopteri; Labriformes; Labridae. Gene Ontology annotation, biological process: fatty acid alpha-oxidation. Gene Ontology annotation, molecular function: phytanoyl-CoA dioxygenase activity. The coding region runs from base 91 to 1092 and encodes 333 amino acids.